AUGAGCGACAAACGUCUCGUUCUCAAAAAGGACCUCUUCUACCAAAGAGCUGAACGAUUUUAUCAACUUUGGGUAACUGGAAAUUUCAAGUUCCAAAGUAUCCAAUAUAUUGUUUUUAGGAAAAAGGAGAGGAUGGCCUCGAUGCAGUUAAUUCCAUUGCUGUUGUUUUUGGAAGCAGCGACAAUCCGUACACGAAGUCCAGUGCUUUCCAUGUAAGUGAGUGGCACAACUAUUAGUAUCUCAUUCAAAUGUGUUUCAGUCGUGGCUUCUUGGUCAUGAAAUCAUGGACACUGUCAUAGUUUUCCUGAAAGACCACAUUUAUGUGCUCGGAAGCAACCGGAAAGCCGAGUACUUCGGACCGGUCACUGGCGAUCAAUUCCACGGAAAAGUGCCUCCAGUGAGCACGCUGCUUCGUGACAAGACCGACAAAGACGCAGCAAAUUUCGAAAAACUCAUUGAGCACAUUAAAAACGCAGGUGGCGAAGUUGGUGCAUUUAUCAAGGAUAAGUUCAGUUCGGAGGCCGUGUUCGUCGACUCGUGGAAUAAGGCCCUCGAGGAGCAGGACGUCAAGAAAACCGACGUCACUCUUGCGUUCACUCAUUUGUUUGCCGUCAAAGAUGAGAAGGAGCUGGAGUUGGUUCGCAAAUCAGCUCAAGUCACAUCAAACACGUGGACUGCCGCCAGAACCAAAUACGUCGAAAUCAUCGAUCAAGAAAGAGUGAGAAAUUGUAUAAGCUUAACAAGUGAAUAAUUCUAAUUUUCAGCGUGUCCGUCAUUCCCAACUCUCCAGCGACUUCAACGGGUACAUGAAAGACCCAAAAGUUCAGGGAAAUUUGGCCAGAGACACCACUGAUUCGUGCUACGACCCGAUCGUAAUGUCCGGUGGAAACUACUCAUUCAAAUGGAACCAUGACAGUUCCGAGACGCACCUUCACACUCAGUUUGGAACUAUCGUCACUUCGUUUGGGGCACGAUUCGCCGACUAUUGCACCAAUCUCACGCGGACUAUGCUAAUUUUCCCGUCUAGCGAUUUGGAGAACGCCUAUGAAGCUAUUCUGGCCACUGAGCAGGCUGUUAUGGCCGCUCUGAAGCCAGGAGUCAAACUCAGCGAAGUCUACAAAACUGGAAUUGACACUUUGACCAAAAAGAAUCCAAAGUUGUUGGACACGCUAAACAAGAAAGAGCUAGGAUUCGCUACUGGAAUUGAGUUCCGCGAGAGCCGACUGGCAAUCAGUGCGAAGUGCGAAGAGGAGGUCAAAGCGGGAAUGGUCUUCAUCGUUUAUAUUGGAUGCGACAACAUCACUAACAAGAAUAGCAAGGGAGAAAAGGGCAAGCCGGCAGCGAUCGCCAUUUCGGACACUGUGCUUGUGAAGGAGGACGGCGAGAAUGAGCUGCUCACCGAGAAGGCAAAGUCGCGUCUGAAGUCGAAUGUGAUUCGAUUCAAAGAUGAGGCACAAGGGCGGGAUGCCGAGAAGGAGAAUGAGAAGAACCGAAUGCUCGGAAGAGGACAGCGCAGUGUGGUUUUGAAUGAUCAAACUAGAAACAAAACGACGAACGAGGAGAAGAGAAAAGAGAGACAGAAGGAGCUUGGAAGGUUGGUCAACGAGGCCGCCCAGGCACGUCUUUCGAAGCAGGACGGUGGAAGUGAUGAGAAGAAAGUGAAGAAGUCUAACGUCUCGUACAAGACAGCAGAAAGAUUCCCGCAAGACAGUGACAUCAGCAGCAUGCUUAUAUACGUGGAUCGCAAGUACGAUUCGGUCCUUUUCCCGAUCUUCGGAGUUCCCGUUCCAUUCCACAUCUCCAUGAUCAAGAACUGCUCUCAAUCGGUCGAAGGCGAGUUCACCUACCUCCGCAUCAACUUCAACACGCCCGGCUCGCAGAUUGGAAAGGACAACACCAUGUUCCCACAUGCGUUGGCUGAUUACAUGAAGGAGCUCACCUUCCGUGCCAGCAACCAAAAAGAGCGGGACAGCGCUCCACCCAGUGCCAAUUUGAGCACUGCGUUCCGUCUGAUCAAGGAGAUGCAGAAACGGUUCAGAACUGAGGAGGCCGAAGAGCGCGAGAAAGAGGGCGCUGUCAAGCAGGAUAAACUCAUCCUCAGCCAGAACAAGCUGAACCCGAAGCUCAAGGAUCUUCUGAUCCGUCCGAACAUUAUUCAAAAACGCAUAACUGGAUCGCUCGAGGCACACACUAAUGGAUUCAGGUAAUUUUUCCAAUUCCUCGAACGUCAUCCACAACCUUUCUUUUCAGAUAUAACUCUCUCCGUGGAGAUCGUAUUGAUGUGCUGUACAACAAUAUUAAGCACGCCUUCUUCCAGCCGUGCGAUAACGAAAUGAUCAUUCUGCUCCAUUUCCAUCUCAAGAAUCCUGUCAUGUGGGGCAAGAAGAAGUACCAGGACGUGCAGUUCUACACCGAAGUCGGAGAAAUCACGACUGACCUUGGAAAGUAUCAUCACAUGCAAGAUCGUGAUGACAUGCAAAGUGAGCAGCAGGAGCGUGAAAUGCGACGUCGUCUGAAUGCUGCCUUCAAUGGAUUCUGCGAGAAAGUCUCUCGUCUCACAAACGACCAAUUCGACUUUGACACGCCGUUCUCGGAUCUUGGCUUCUACGGAGUUCCGAACCGUUCUUCCACUAUGCUCAAGCCGACCUCGUCGUGCGUCGUCAAUCUCACCGAAUGGGUAAGCACGCGGUAACUUCUAUUUCACAUGACCGCUGUUCUUUUCCAGCCCGUCUUCAUUGUCACUCUCUCGGAAGUCGAGCUUGUUCACUUCGAACGUGUUUCCCUUCAACUCAAGAACUUCGAUAUGGUCUUCAUUUUCAAAGACUACAAAAGAAAGCCGCAGAUGGUUUCGCAGAUUCCGAUGAGCAGCAUCGACAUGAUCAAGGAAUGGCUUCACUCGUGCGAUAUCAAAUACAGCGAAGGAAUUCAGUCUCUAAAUUGGGCCAAGGUCAUGAAGACGAUCACUGACGACCUGGAUAACUUCUUCGAGACUGGAGGAUGGAACUUCCUCGAAUUGGAGUCUGAUAACGAAGUGGCUGAAGACGAUUCUGACGAGUCGGAUGCCUAUUCGCCAGAGGAGGCGUCUGCCGGAUCGGAAAGUGAAAGUGACGAAGAUGAGAGUGAAGGAGAGGAGGAGGAGUCCGACGACGAUGACGAGGAAGGAUCUCUCGAUUCGGAUGAGUCGGAAGGAAAAGACUGGUCGGAUCUUGAGGAGGAGGCUGCGCGCGCUGACAACAGACGCGAAGUCGAAGACCGUGACGGAGGACGUGAUCGUGAGCGUGAUCGCAAGAGACAUCACGGAGGAAGAGGCGGACCGUCCCACAAGCGCAGAAAGUAGACGGAAGCCUUCUGAUUCUACCGAUGAUUUCACUUUUUCCCAUCCUAUUUGUCGUUUGGAUUGAAAUCGAUCCCCAUGCUUGAUUCAAUGCUCGAUUAUCAUCCGAACUUUUUCGUUUAUUAAUUUUUACCCGUCUCAUUCAGCAGUAUCUCCUUUGAUCCCGAAACCCACAGAAAUUCCCAAUUCCCAUAUGGACUCCCACAUCUAUUCCUCCCGUCUUCCUAUGGAAAACCCCAAAAAAGUUGAAUUUGUGCAUGGAUUCGUUCCUCAUUUUACAUUUUAACACUAAUCUGUCCCCCCCUUCCCCCUGAUUAUAUUCGAUCGCAACCAUAAUUGAACUCAUUGAAAACGUUUCUAGCAUUUUGUCAAAUGAAGUUCACAUAAACCCAAUUUUUCUGUUUUGCCAUUUCACCAAUGGUUUCCGUUGCCGACUCAUAUUCUUCCUAUCUAUUAUCUAGUUUUUUGACUGUUUCUGCCUUCCCAAUAGAAUCACCAAUGUCUGCUUCCUAUUUGGGACGUGACGGAGGGUGGAGCAUCGGAAUGCUUCCGACACAUCGCCGUGUCUUGCACUUAUCUCUCCGGAAGCGACCAGAAGAUCUCCAGGCAGCGGUUUGAGUUCCACGUCAUCUAGUGAUCUUCUAAACUUUUCAUUGCUUUUAGACGAGACCGAAAUGGCUCCGGCUACGAAACGGUUGAAAUUGAGGGAUGGGUCCGCAUCUGAAUCAUCUGAGGAAGGGGCGAAAAGCUACGCGCGCAAGGGGAGGAACAACGUGAAAAUUGGAUGUUUAUCUGUUGAAACGGCCAACCGAAUUGCCGAGAAAGUUACCGGUUAUCACAGUAUCGGUAUGGAGAACCUUACAAAUCCAGAAAAACGCUAUGUUUUCAGAUCUUCGUCUUCCGGAGUCGGCUGAGAAUGACGUGGUCGUCACCCAACAAAAGUUGUGCUUGAUUUGCAUGCAACCUGUUGAUUUCCUGCCCACACACGUUCGCGAUUGUCAUCCGGAGACGCCGUCAGAAAUGGCAAAAGUAAUGCGGAGACUUUCCGAUGUCAGAUAUUCGAGAUUCUGCGUGAAAAGUCACUUCUCGGACCGGACGAUCAACGAGAAGUUCUCUUCGGUGCCACGCGUUGACCUGAUCAAUUUUCUCACCAAUUGCGGGUUCAUCUAUCUGAGGAAUUUGAAACACCCCAAAAAAAUAAUUGAUUUUUCUAAGAUUUACGAAGAAUCGGAAGUGCGUGGCAUUCCGAAACGGACGGCUGACGAACUGAUCCCUUUGCUCCGGAAACCCAGCGCCAACUUCCGUGAGGAAUUGCACUUCUCCGCCGACAUCGUCAGCUGCGCCAGAAUGAUGGAUCCCUCCGUGCAGACGACGCUGUGCUGCUACCUUUGCGACACGAUUCACACCGUCCGCAAUUUCGCCAGGCACAUGAAAAUACAUCGUGAAGAAUGGAAUAAAGAAGAAAACAACGGCUGUUCAUUGGACGAUUUGACUGAAGUGCUCAAAAGAGUUGGGGCUGUCCGGACGGCUCUCUACUAUACUGCACAACCGGUGAAACACAGAAAACUAUUAGAAGUCUGCGGUAAUAAUUCGGAAAUGACGGCGAAACUUGUUGGGUUUCUAUUGGAUGCCGGAUUUGUGAUCGACUCCGAAGAAGGUAGGGAAAGUGAUGGAAUGAGAAGAAAAGAACGGAAGACUAUGAAGAUUGUCGCACUAGAUCCAGGGACUGAAGAGAUGCCUUCUCUCGACAAACCAGGGCCUUUGGAAGAUUAUCCGAUUGGCAACAUAGAAGAUGAAAUUCAUUCUGUGUUUUCUUCUUUGGAAUCGAGUGAUUUGAGAAGUCGUUCGGGCAGUAUUAUGGUGAGCUUCUCCCAAAAUAAUUUCACUAGUUUUCUCAUUUGUUUGUGAAUUCAGAGCGACUCAAGUGCGGCGUCUUCUUCCGUCUCGGCUUCUUCCUCCAGAAUCAAACUACGCCCAUGCAGCACUCCGUCCGACGAAACGUUUCCGUAUUGUGUGCUCAAUGCGAUUCCGGAUCACACUGAAGUCGAGCACGCUCUCUACAGUAUCCUGGACGCGAUGACGGGGGAUUCGGAAUGCGUUCUGAAUCAGGCACAAUUCGGAUUUCUUCUCGGAUACACUACGUACUGUCUCGUAGUGGCCAACGGCAGCAAACAGAAUGUGAUCUCGCGGAUGACAAUGGGAGACUAUCGGAAGGGAAAGAGAGACGAGGCUUCUGGGCUCCACUGUUUCUCGUUCUCCUCUCUUUUGACAAGCUCUCAGAGGAAAGUCGUCGAAUAUUUGUGUGCCGAUGAACGCAUAUGGAGAGCCAUGGAGAUCUUCGAGGUGGCGAGAGAGCGGAGAGCGAGGGAGAUGAACUGGACGCACAUGGCCGACGACUCCGCCCCUUUCUUCUGCUCGUACGUGUCGCCUGCUUCGAUUGUGAAGGACGCCAACUACCCGAUGAGCCAGUUUCUCCGAAUGUGUGGAAUUGAUUUUCUGUGCAGAAGCAGUACGCUAUGCUCGGCUGCAUGGUCUCUAGUGCCCAAAGACUCGGCCAAAACGAGCCAUCAGCAGUACGCAAUCACCUACUUCACACUGUUGAGAGAAAAGGAACGGAGUCAGGUGCAACUGCUAGACGGACGGCUUUGCGAUCAUCCGACUUAUCAGAAGAUCACGUCUGUUGUAGUUUCAAAAGCGGUCAGAAAGGACCGCAUUGAACUACACGAAAAGGUUCGAAAGAAACAGAAAAGGUACACGACGCCAGAACGGGGAGGAAUUCCGAGCAGAAGAAGAGGAGGAGAUCACAAAUCGGAAAAGUAUUUGAGAAGUGUGGGGAGGGAAGUUCCCGAGAAGUCUCCGAAAAAGAAGCCGAGGGAAAAGGAAGAGGACGUGGCAGAAAAUCGUCCAGUAACAGACCCGGAAUUGGUGCCAGAAAUACAGUCAGAAAGGUCCUCACCGGAUUCUAGGUACGCACUCUCUAAUAAAUUAAAUUUCUUGUUUUUCAGUCCCUUCAGAGUCCCUCAUUAUCGCAUUGAAAUGUUCGGCGACAAAACAAUGACGUGCCUCUAG
This is a messenger RNA of Caenorhabditis sp. 36 PRJEB53466, 6403 nucleotides long. The record is from the annotation of a GenBank genome assembly. Lineage: Eukaryota; Metazoa; Nematoda; Chromadorea; Rhabditida; Rhabditidae.